GCAGCGCAGCUCUGGGCAGCGCCGCGGCCUUUCGGCCUCCGAGCUACAGCAGCGGAACCAUUUGAAAGUAAGUUGCAGACACUGUACCUGUAAAUACUUCAGCAUGUAUCUCCUAAGAACAAAGAUAUUCUCCUAUUUCAGAACAAAGAGGCUGGGCCAGCUGGUGCCAUCAUGGCAGAAAGAGUGAACAACUUCCCACCACUGCCCAAAUUCAUCCCACUGAAGCCAUGUUUCUACCAAGACUUUGAGGCAGACAUCCCUCCCCAGCACCUCAGCAUGACCAAGCGCCUCUACUACCUCUGGAUGUUGAACAGCGUCACGCUGGCGGUGAACCUGGUGGGCUGUCUCGCGUGGCUGAUUGGAGGUGGGGGAGCCACCAACUUUGGCCUCGCCUUUCUCUGGCUCAUCCUCUUCACACCCUGCUCCUACGUCUGCUGGUUUCGGCCCAUUUACAAGGCCUUCAAGACUGACAGCUCCUUUAGUUUCAUGGCAUUCUUCUUCACCUUCAUGGCCCAGCUGGUCAUCAGCAUCAUCCAGGCUGUGGGCAUCCCAGGCUGGGGCAUCUGCGGCUGGAUUGCCACCAUCUCCUUCUUUGGAACAAACGUUGGCUCAGCGGUGGUGAUGCUCAUUCCCACCAUCAUGUUCACAGUUGUGGCUGCCUUUUCCUUCAUUGCCCUCAGCAUGGUUCAUAAAUUCUACCGGGGCAGUGGGGGAAGUUUCAGCAAAGCUCAGGAGGAGUGGACCACGGGAGCAUGGAAGAACCCACACGUGCAGCAAGCAGCCCAGAAUGCAGCUAUGGGGGCAGCCCAGGGUGCCAUGAAUCAGCCGCAGACUCAAUAUUCUGCCACCCCCAACUACACAUACUCUAAUGAGAUGUGAGCCAGCCAAGCCUACUGGGAGGCAGGGCUGGGGGAUGAUGGAAUGGGGCUCAAGUCACAUAAUCUGUUGUGGUGACCAAGCAGGGUUCUCCCUUUCCUUUUCUCCUCUUUGUACAAAGAA
Molecule: messenger RNA, 999 nt
Organism: Myotis davidii
Lineage: Eukaryota; Metazoa; Chordata; Mammalia; Chiroptera; Vespertilionidae
Gene: SCAMP5
Product: secretory carrier membrane protein 5
Exons: 8
Coding region: 172-879 (235 amino acids)
Biological process (GO): protein transport
Cellular component (GO): recycling endosome membrane; trans-Golgi network membrane
Source: RefSeq, a predicted model, not a curated record